AUGCCCCCUCAGAUCAAGCAUGAUUUGAAUCGCUCCGGCUGGGAGUCCACGGAUUUCCCUUCCGUAUGUGAGAACUGCCUUCCCGAGAACCCCUACGUUCAGAUGUUGAAAGAAGACCAUGGUGCGGAAUGCAAGAUUUGUACCAGACCAUUUACCAUCUUUCGCUGGAAGGCCGAUCGUACUUCGCGACAGAAACGUACGAACAUUUGCCUGACCUGUGCGCGUCUCAAGAACUGCUGUCAAUGCUGCAUGCUGGAUUUAUCCUUCGGCCUGCCACUCCAAGUCCGCGAUGCCGCCCUGAAGAUGGUUGCCCCCGGUCCCGAUAGCUCCAUCAACCGAGAGUACUACGCGCAGAAUCACGAGAAGGAGAUCGAGGAUGGGAUCGGCGCGAUUGAAGAAUACGAAAAGACGGACGACAAGGCUCGCGAGCUUCUGCGCCGCCUGGCGAACAGCCAGCCCUAUUACCGGAAACCACGACGUAUCGAUGGCCCUUCUGCAGACAGCGAAGAGGCCGAAGAAGCUGGACCUUCCAACCAACCGCGAACACACAGUCGAUAUGGAAAUGGGCCAGGCCCGAUCCGCACCAGUGAGAGCCGUGUUGGUAACCGAUUGCCAGGUCGUGGAGGCGCACAGGGACGCGGUGGCCGUGGCGCGGGCCGUGGUGGGCGCCCGUUCCCUGGCACUGCCCAGUUGCCGCCAACCGCAGAGGAUAUUAUGCCCCCUGCUGAUCCCAACGUCACAUCUCUCUUUGUUACUGGUGUCGAGGAUGAUCUGCCAGAACAUGCCCUCCGAUCGUUCUUUGCCGAGUUCGGCCAGCUUCGGUCACUCGUCUGCUCGCACAGAUCUCACUGCGCGUUCAUAAACUACGUAAACCGCAGUGACGCCGAAUCUGCGGCUCAAAAGUGCCAAGGCAAAGCUGUCAUCAAAGGUUGUCCGCUCCGCGUGCGCUGGGGCAAGCCUAAGCCGCUCGAUACCCUUGAUCGUGAGGAGCGCAUCAAGAAUGCACGUGAAGGCCGAUCGGCAGUUGGUCCAGCUGCGAAGGGUGGUUCAUCUGACAAGAAGGCCAUUACUGCCGCCGGCGAAGCCACAGCGCAACAAGACAAGCCUCAGAACUAUGCCGUGGCACCGCCACCUGGCUCGGGCCAAGUUCAAUAUGCGAGCAUGUCUGGUGAUUGA
Molecule: messenger RNA, 1176 nt
Organism: Penicillium macrosclerotiorum
Lineage: Eukaryota; Fungi; Ascomycota; Eurotiomycetes; Eurotiales; Aspergillaceae
Gene: slt11
Product: Pre-mRNA-splicing factor ECM2
Exons: 2
Coding region: 1-1176 (391 amino acids)
Cellular component (GO): U2-type catalytic step 2 spliceosome; U2-type catalytic step 1 spliceosome; Prp19 complex
Molecular function (GO): U6 snRNA binding; pre-mRNA binding
Source: RefSeq, a predicted model, not a curated record